AUGACAACAAUGACCGACUUCCUAUACCCUCCGCCGUCCUCCCUCAAAGGACCCGAAUUCCACCGCGUCCUGUUAUCCGAUCGCAUCGUCGGCGCCCUCAUCGGUUCCGCCCUCGGCGACGCAAUCGGCCUCUACACCGAAUUCCUCUCCGCCGCCGAGUCCGAGGAAGCCUACCCGCUCAAGCGCUUCAUUCUGUUUCCUGGGAACCCGCGAGACCAUGCAACACCCUUCAAACUCGACCACCAUCGCGCCCCGCACACCCCCGGAGACUGGACAGACGACACCGACCAAUGUCUCCUCAUCUUGCUUUCCUUCCUACACACAGCCAGAACCCCCGAACCUUUUGCCGCCCCCUCAGCACUUGUACCCCUUUUUUUUCACGACGGAACCACCUUUGCAGUAAAGAUUGCGUCCCAACCGCUUCCCACUCCCGUGGACCUCGCCAACCGCCUCUUGAUCUGGGUCCAGUCUGGUCUUCGGCCCCUCGACACACUCCCACUUGGCCUCGGUGCGCUUGUUAACGCUGUGGUCAACUCGCCUGAUUUCUUGCGCGAUCCAAUUCGUGUUGCGAGGGAGUACUGGGAACGGAAGAUGGCUCCCAAUGGUGAUAAGCUGGCGCCCAAUGGCAGUCUGAUGCGCACGCCACCGGUGGGAUUGAUGUGCGUGUGGAGGUCGGAAGAGGAGACGUUUAGUCUGGCGGCGGAGUUGGGGAGGGUUACACAUGCCGAUCCUAGGUGCGUGGUGGCUUGUGUCAUUGGGAGUGCAUUGGUGAGGUGGCUGGUGAGGGGAGAGGUCGAUUCUCUGGGAGAUCUUGAUGACAAGUUACAAGAGGCGUUGGGGUGGCAUGAAGCCAAGGGGGCCAGGAUGGCUGGUGCGGUUGUGGAGCCCCUGUAUGAACGAGAGUUAUGGAAACAUGUGGGAUCCAAGGUUACGCUGGAAGACCUGAAGCUGGAUGAAGAGGGAAAGAUUGGUUAUGUCUACAAGACGCUCGGCGCAGGAGUGGUGCUCCUCAGGAUGGCCUUCAGAGAGAGAAUGAAGGCCGAUGGGCCGAGGCAAAAACAAGAACGGUUCGAACGGUUGAUCACGAAGUUGGUUAUGGAGGGCGGGGAUGCGGACACCAAUGCUUGCUUUGCUGGGGCGUUGUUGGGUGCGCUCAUGGGGCGCGAGGCGUUACCAGACCAUUGGAAGAAUGGACUCACUCAUGGGAAUUGGUUGAAUGGUAAAGCCAAGAUGCUCCUCCGGGUUUUGGGGUUGGAGGAUGGGGGUUACGAUGGUAUAGGGGAUAUUGAUACAUAUCCGGAUGGCGGAAAGGGGGUGCUGAGAGAGGAGGACAUGGAUCUGAGAUGGAGAUGGUUGGAGGACAAAACACGGAGGAAGAUGCAGGAUGCGAAGAGGAACAGCGGGUUCCCUUCAUGA
This is a messenger RNA of Sordaria macrospora k-hell, 1416 nucleotides long. RefSeq lists its product as uncharacterized. NCBI's taxonomy places the organism in Eukaryota, Fungi, Ascomycota, Sordariomycetes, Sordariales, Sordariaceae. The record is from RefSeq and is a predicted model, not a curated record.